Molecule: messenger RNA, 180 nt
Organism: Sphenostylis stenocarpa
Lineage: Eukaryota; Viridiplantae; Streptophyta; Magnoliopsida; Fabales; Fabaceae
Source: the annotation of a GenBank genome assembly
AUGGAAGGUUUCCGUGACACGACAACGUUGUUUUGGAGCGUCGGGGAGCACGAGGAUGGGUGGUCUUUGUUCACGCUCCGUGGGAGUGGUGUAUGCUUCGGGGGCUUUUGUAGACAAAAUUCUCGAGACUUGGCACGUGCAGAAAGCGAUGGAUUUGAAAGAGAGAGAUUUUUUGAAUAA